AUGAGGGAUCGGUCGACCCGCGACGCGCGACUGACAGUCGGCCGGUCAUAGGAUGUGGGGUUACGCAUGGGGCGUGAGAAAAUAAAGUGUGGGAAAGAGUGGGCGUUCGCGGCGUAGUAAAACAUUUGAUAUGUUGUAGUGAACCGAACACAUAUUUACGAACGCAGUGCACCAGUAGCAAUCGCUUCGUUUUGUGGAUGUGUGCGUAGCUGUAGCGCGUACAUUGAGCUCAUGGAGCGAAAUAGUUGCGAUGUGUGAGGAAGAGACCGACGAUUGACCGGAGAUCUCGUGGGAAACGACCUUUGUUAUGUACACUGAUAUAUACAUUAGUAUAAACAAAAAAUCUAUUCUGGAAUUUAAUCGCACGCGAUGGGAGUCACUGGACUGUGGAGGCUAAUAGAGCCAGCCGGCAAACCCGUGCCCGUCGAGACUUUGGAAAACAAAGUGCUGGCAGUUGACAUAUCAAUAUGGUUGCACCAGAUGGUGAAAGGAUAUCAAGAUGCAAAGGGGGCUCCUUUACCAAAUGCACAUCUUAUGGGACUUUUUCAACGCCUCUGCAAACUGUUAUACUUUAGAAUUAAACCAGUCUUUGUAUUUGAUGGAGCUUUUCCUGAAUUGAAAAAGGAAACUAUUGCUAAGCGGCAAGACAGUAAAGCGAAAUAUAAUUCAGAAUCUGAAAGAAUUAAAAGAGAGCUUGCAUUAUUAUUGAGUAAGAAGACAGCAGUGAGCAGUAUACUAGGCAAAGAGAUAACACCACCAAAAAGUGGACAAACAUCUAUAGACAAGGAUGACAUUUUCAAACUACCAGCACUACCACAAAAGGAAGAUGAAAGUGAAUCUGAAUCUGAAGAUGAACAAAAUUCAAGUGGCUCCAGUAUUGAUGUACAUUCAAUAGAUAUACAAUCAGAAACUUUUAAAAAUUUGGGAGUCAAAGAAAAGUAUGAUGUACUUAUAGAACUUAAGGAAACAAGGAAAAUGAAUUCAUGGGGAAGACUACAUGAGUUACCUAAGGAAAGUAACUCAUUUUCAGAUUUUCAGAUGCAAAGGCUAUUAAAGAGAAGAAAGGUACAAGAAUGUCUUGAGGAGACUGAAAAGGAAAUGGGUGAUACAGGCAUGUCUUUAAAUGAUUUAGAGUCUUUGCUAAAUGAAGAAGGCAUUGAUACUAAAAUAGACACACUUCCUACAAGGCGCAUUGCCUCUAAUGUUUCUACACGAUUUUUACUUAUCAGAGAUGUCAAAAAAGCUUUAGCAGCAGCAAAGCAAAGAAAUCAGGCUGAAAACAACCCAACAACCAGUAAAAUUGAAGAAAUAAGUCAAAUAAAUGAUAACGCUAAAGCAACUACAAGUAAAGAUACAGAAAUAACAGAGCCUAAUGAUGAAAAGCCAAAAAAAGUUGAUGAAUUAGAAGAUGAUUUACAGAGAGCAAUUCAAAUGUCCUUAGAGUGUGUUGAUGACCCAAGUAGCAGCCAACCAAAUCAAGAUACAAGUAUAGUUUCUAAAACAGAUGACUCUUGGACUUCCUGCAUGACAGAUACAGAUUAUUCUGAUACUGAUUCAGAAGAAGGCGAUGGUUGUGAACAACCAGAUAUGUCAAGUGCUAAAGCUUAUAUCAUGCAAUAUAGUGAUUUCACACACCAAGCCAUUGAUAAAAUUGUUACUAAUAGGAAUAAAGGCAAAAAUAAUAAAAAAGUACCCAAAGUAGAUGAGAUAUUAGAUGAAAUUAACAAUGAAAAGUCAGUAAUUGUUGAUAAAGUGGAACUAUCAUCUGGCGAUGAAGAUGAUGAAGGUGCUGUGUUAGUAAGUAGUGGUGAAGAAAAUAAUAAAACCUCUGCCACUACAGAGUGUAGUUCAUCUUCAGACCGGGAAACAGAUAAAUGUUUAGAUUCCACUCAAGCAUCAGUAAUUUGUGUUGGCAAUCCAGUGCAAGAAGUCAUAGAUCUUGAUUCUAGCGUAGAAGAAAUUGAAAGUAUCAAAAGUGCUUUACCAUCAGAAAACAUAAAACAUGAGAGUACAUCCAGUGAUGAAAUGGAAGAAGUCUCAACUAAUAAAAAUAAGUCUGAAAGUGAAUCUAGUGAUAGUGAUUUUGAAGAAGUACCUGAAGAAAAUACUGAAGUUAAAAAACCUGUUGUAGAACUUACUUUAAAUAUGGGCAAUGCACCUGAUGAUGACAUAUUUGCAGAUAUCUUCGAAAAAGCAGAUCAUUCUUCUGGAGAUAAAAACGAAGCAAUAAAAGAAACAAAGGCUGAAUUUGCUGAGGUCUUUAAAAAAGCAGAUAAUUCUGCUGGAGAUAAAAACGAAACAAUAAAAGAAACAAGGGCUAAUAAUGAGGUGUUAACACCUAUAAGUGGUUUAGUAGAUAAGGUAUUUAAAGUGCCUGAAGUUCCUGUACUUAAAACUAGUUAUAAAAUGACUCCACCUACAAUUUUAAACCCAGAUAUUGAUGGAAAAAGUCCUGCAAAACCAAAUGUAGAUAAGGCAGAUGAUACUGCAAUUCAAGAAAAUGUUGUACCUAGCAAAUCAAGUGAAACUACAGAUUUAAUUGUAGCGCCGGAAACACAUACCCAACUCAUAAAAACAAGUAAUCCACCUAAACAAACUUUAACUACAGAACAACUAACUUCCAUGGUUGAAGAUAUACAAAAUGAAGAACAAGAUUUAAUGCAAGAGAAGGGACGAUUAGAUCGUAUAGGGCGAAAUAUUACUGAACAAAUGACGAAGGAAGCUCAAGAACUACUUCAGAUAUUCGGCAUUCCUUAUAUCGUCGCUCCGAUGGAGGCAGAGGCACAAUGUGCUUUCCUAGAAAGUGUGAAUCUUACAGAUGGAACAAUAACAGAUGACAGUGACAUCUGGUUAUUUGGAGGUAGAACAGUUUAUAAGAAUUUCUUUAAUCAAAAGAAGCAUGUUUUGCAGUUUUUAGCAGAGAGGAUCGAAAAAUCUUUUAAUUUAAAUAGGGAACAACUAAUUCUGUUAGCACUGCUUGUGGGUAGUGAUUACACAACAGGAGUGUCUGGUGUGGGCCCUGUUACUGCCCUAGAGAUUCUAGCAUCAUUCCCAUUCAAUAAAAGGCAAUUAUUUAGUGAGGAGUCAAAGCAAGCUCGUUAUGCUCAAAUGGUGAAGGGAUUACAAGAAUUCAAGCAGUGGGUCAGGGCAGGCAAGAGGACUGAUAACACAAGUUUGAAGAAAAAGCUCAAAAAUGUUGCUCUUACUGAAGAAUUUCCUAGUGUGCGGGUGGUUCAAGCUUACUUGGAACCUAACAUAGAGAAAAGUAAAGACAAAUUCACAUGGGGUGAAUUAGACAUCACAAUAUUGCGAGAUUAUACAAAAGCUAAGUUUGGUUGGUCUCAAAAUAAAUUAGACGAAAUAAUCAGGCCAGUUUUAAAACGGAUGCAAGAUCGUAAAACGCAAAGAUCUGUGCAGGACUUUUUCAAGCGAAAAGUAGAAUUCCAGUCAUUGGAAGAGCAAAUGAGUAAAAGGGUUAAAGCAGCAGUACAAAAAAUGGGUCCGGAGGGACCACUCGUAUUAGAAACUGAAAAGCCUGCCGAAAUUGAUAAACCAGCACCUAAAAGAAAAGUUACGAAAAAAGAUGCUCCCAGCAAUAAAAAUAAAGCAGGCCCGUCAGCCGCGAAACAGCGCAAAAAUAGCGAAGAAACUGUACUUUUAAAUCAAGGUGUAAAAGUUGUAACACAAAUCAAAGAUGGUAAAUCGGAGUUCGAAAUUAAAAUACCAAAAACAGAUCGUUACCAGGAAGUAAUCCCACAAAGGGAGAAAUAUAAAAGGACUCUAUUAGAAAACAAACUGAAGGCAAUUGAAAUAUUCCGUAAAACUAAACUUGAUCAGAAACGGAAACAAUUUAAACGCAAAGCUUUGCAACCAAAAGAGAAGGCUGAACUUUCUGAAAGUGAUAGUGAUUAAUUUAUCUUUUUUAUAUUUAAUUUAUGCAAUAAUAAAAUUAAAGGCGUUUUUAAAAUAGUUUUUUUUAUUUACAUUCAACUGUUUAAACUAAGCAUAAUUUUAAAGUAAUGAUAAAAUAAAAUUACAAUUAAAUUAAAUUGCAUAGUAUGCAUAUGUUAUAUGUAUGUAUUUUUAAACAAUGGGUACUAAAAUCAUAAUCUAAGUGUCAUCGUAUGGAUUUAGGUAUAGAGUAAUAACGUCUCAUGAUAUCUUUAAUUUAAAAAAUAAUACAUAACCACCAAAUACCUAUACAACUUUCCUACCUAUAUUUCGUCAAAAAAAUAUUCUAACGCAGCUUUAAUUACUCAACACGAAAAUUGAUGACUACUUUAUUGUUUUAAUUAGAUAUGGGCACCGCAUGCUCCAAUCAAUCCACAUCCACACGAUAACAGGAAAAACAUAGGAAACGAAAUCGUUCUGAAGUAUUCAUUAUCCCUAAUAAUUUUAUUAAAAUGCUUAAAUCUCACUUAUGUUUUAAUUGCAAUAUACAUGUUUAAAAUAUCAUCGAAUGCCUUACUCGAAAAUCACAUUAUUUUAGUAUUCCUUGAUAUUGUUUAGGGCACAAUUAAGUACUAUAUUAGUCAAUUGUUUUAAUUGGAGAUAAUCCACGGCUUUACUAAUUGUUUUCUUGUGCAAGGUUGUAAAUAUUAGCUGAUGUUCAAACAAUAAAUAAAAAAAUGUAAGCUUAAAUUUUCAUUCACAGAAAAAAUACAGCUAGCGACUAAAGGCGCAUACACAUUGAUAAUAUUCUCACAUACUAAAAGUAAACUAGUAGCAAUAUAGUGCAGAGAUUUCAAUCAAUAUGUAUACAGCCUAACAUUCAAAUUAAAUCUAAAUAAUAAACAAACCAUUAAAAGACGCACAGGAGACUAUCAAUUUAUUAUAUUAGCAUUAUAAAUUUUUAUACAAUUAAUCACAAUGUGUACAGCAGUCUCACUUGUCACACUGCCACACCGGCCGGCUAGGAUGUCAGCCUGUGUUGGCACGUGGCUCAUCUCAUCCAUUGCAAUACUAGUCAUGUCCGUGAUUCGAUAUUAUUAUUGUUGAUUAAAAUCCCUAGUAUUGAUCUCAAUGUCACUAUUAGACCACCAGGCAAUCAAUACUCAAGACAUUUCAUAAACAAAUGGACUAGGCGGAAGGUUCUCACGCAACAAAUAGCGCAUUUUUCUGAAAAACAACGCUAACAACUCGGUUUUUAUACAUAACAUAGGCGCCCACGACGGACUCGUCAAUACCGCUGUACCAACACCCGAUACUUAACCUAACGCCGCGUAAAUUAAUCGACUUUGACGACACUGUAGAUUUUUCUGACAAACCAGAAGCAGGCCAUGAAUCCGAUGGUGCCGGUGAGCAGGAAAAAUAAGAAGACCAUGAUGAGGGUGUAACCGAAGUACAGGAAGGUGGAGGCUGCGUCCUCUAUAUUGAGCUUGGUGACGAAAUAGUGGCAGCAGUAGAUGAAGAGGUAGCCGGCCGUCGAGCCCGAGCUGAGGAAGGCGCGCCACCACCAGUGGUAGUCCUCCGCGCACAGGUGGAAGUAGCACAGCAGGAUCGUCGUCUCCGAACACGUGAUCACCAGGAUCACGAACACCAGGAACAGAAAACCGAACAUGUAGUACAUCUGUAAACAAAAUCACUCUCUUCAGUUUUGGACAACUAAGGGUAGUGGACACUUCAUGGAAUAAUGUUAUAGGAGCAAGCAAUACGCACCUGGCUAGACCAAAGCGAGUUGAGAAUAAAGAACAGCUGAAUGAAGAUGCAUCCAAAUGGCAGUACACCACCCAUCACGAUGCCGGGAACGGGUUGUGUGUAUAGCGACUGCUCGGGAAUUUGUCGCGGGAUCUGGUUUGUGCGCACUGGGUGGUCUAAAAUCUGUAAAAUGUAAUAAGAAAGUAUUAG
Messenger RNA from Spodoptera exigua (beet armyworm), 5847 nucleotides. The record is from the annotation of a GenBank genome assembly. NCBI's taxonomy places the organism in Eukaryota, Metazoa, Arthropoda, Insecta, Lepidoptera, Noctuidae.